AUGGCCACGGUUGCCUCCCGGGCUGGACGGGCCUGCCCAUCGGGCGAGGCGCAGCUCACCGCGCCUGUGCUGGGGAGCCUCGUGGCCGGCGACGUGGUGGACGUCGUCGAGAUCGCGGCCGACGGCGCGGGCCUGUGGGGACGGCUGGCCCGACGGGGCGGGGGCCCGCCGCUGUGGACGCUGCUCGCCGGCGGCGGGGGCCGGGGCGCCCCGUUCCUGAGCCCGCUGCCCGCCGACGGCGUGGACCGCGCCCUGGCCUCGCUGCUGCUCGCCGGCGAGAGUCCCGGCCGCCCGUCGCCCUUGGGCCGGGCGCUGGGGGCCCUGGCGGCGCACGAGGCGCUCAGGAGGGCCGAGCGCCGGCUCGAGCGCGUCGGUCGGGAGCUGCUCGACAGGCAGCGGGCCAGGCUGGCCGCGGAGGCCCUCGGGGAGCGCGCCAAGCAGGCGGCGCUCGCGAGAGCGAGGGCCAAGAGGCUGAGGAUGCGCGACCGCUGGGACGCGGUCCACACGCCGGUCGAGGUGAGGCGCCUGCGCGCGCGCGCUGCGCUCGAGGACGGCCUGCGCGCCGCGCAGGGCCUCUGCGAGGAGCGGCUGCGGCAGCUGCGGGCCGCCGCCGCCGCGGAGGUGGCCCGCGUGCGGCACGCGCGCCUGCUCCGCAGAGCCACGGAGGGGCAGCACCCCCUCGCUGCCAAGGCAGCCGGCAUCGCUGCUCUGCUGAUGGCCGCUACGCCAGAUGCGGCCGCCGGCGGCGGGACAGGCAGCGGCGGUCCAGCGGGAGACGCUCAGCUGGCGAUCGCGCUGGCUACCAUUCGGAGGCGGCAGCGGCGAGGCCGCACGCGCGGCGCCUGCGCGAGGGAAGCCCGGGCGGCGCUCCCGCCGAGUCCGGCAGCGGCUGAGCCGCCCGGAGGGCCAGCGCCGUGCCGGCGGCGGGGCGAGGGCUCUCGCCGAGCAGCAGGCGGCGGCGUGCGCGGCUGCAGGAAGCAUCUGAUGGGCCGCUUGUCCACCACCACCACUACCACAGGUAGAGGCAAGGCCCGUGCCUUCUAA
Prorocentrum cordatum is the source of this 1044-nucleotide messenger RNA. NCBI's taxonomy places the organism in Eukaryota, Dinophyceae, Prorocentrales, Prorocentraceae. The record is from the annotation of a GenBank genome assembly.